AUGCAGCCCGGGGAGAUCAGAGCGCUCAAGAGCGAGUCCAAGGGCGGCUGUGAGCGCGAGCGCCCGCCCAAGUUCGUGCGGGGCAGAGACGAGAUAACCGGGGACGAGUAUGAUGGCCAGGACAGGGUGGAGAUGAGCUGUGGACACACGGUGGAUCCAGAGAGCCUGAAGGCCUGGUGCCUCCAGCUGAUAAACCAGAGACACUCCAAGCUUUGCUGCCCUGCUGAUGUCAAGGGGGAGAAGUGUGGGGCCCAGUGGUCCUACCCGGAGGUGCGCCGCUCUGCCAUGCUGGGUGCCUCUGAGCAGCGGGACUUUGAGCAGAAGCUUGCCCUGUUUGCACUGAGACUCUACUGUGACUUUAAAGAGUGCCCGGGCUGCAAAAGCUUCGUGGAGAGGAAGGACCAGACCUCGCUGCGGGUGUUGUGCACAAUCUGCACCUCCACGCAGGGGAAGGAUUACGAGUUCUGCUGGCAGUGCCUGAAGGCCUGGAAAGGGCCCGGGACAUCCUCAGUCCGUUGUGGCAAUGAGGGCUGCAGGGACCAGAUCCUGCAUGUCCUGGCCACCUGUGCCACCAAGGACCUCCCGGGCAGUGAGGUCCGAGACUGCCCUUCCAUCCGGGCCUGCCCCACGUGCGGGCUGCUCAUCGAGCACAAGAAGAUGUGCAAAUAUGUCACGUGCUCCCAGUGCCAUGUGGCGUUCUGCUUCGCCUGCCUGGAGACCGCGCAGGCCUGCCAGGACACCAGGCCAAACAGCUGGUUUAGGAAGUGCGCCAAGUCCCUGGCCCCGCGGCAAAGCCACGUUCCCGUGUGGAGCCAGCCGCAACAGAGAAGUCCACGUGAAAGCCACGUGGACCAUGGGAAUAACCAGCAACAGCAGAAUCGUCCUCCAGUAGACAGUGAUGGGAGGUGUGUGAUUCUGUGA
Cynocephalus volans (Philippine flying lemur) is the source of this 921-nucleotide messenger RNA. Its product is annotated as E3 ubiquitin-protein ligase RNF217-like. Gene Ontology annotation, molecular function: zinc ion binding. The record is from RefSeq and is a predicted model, not a curated record. The transcript is spliced from 4 exons. The coding region runs from base 1 to 921 and encodes 306 amino acids. Lineage: Eukaryota; Metazoa; Chordata; Mammalia; Dermoptera; Cynocephalidae.